Messenger RNA from Hyalella azteca, 3743 nucleotides. It is a transcript of the gene Ctns, whose product is annotated as cystinosin homolog. Bases 999 to 2204 code for a protein of 401 amino acids. Gene Ontology annotation, molecular function: L-cystine transmembrane transporter activity. NCBI's taxonomy places the organism in Eukaryota, Metazoa, Arthropoda, Malacostraca, Amphipoda, Hyalellidae. The transcript is spliced from 3 exons. Gene Ontology annotation, cellular component: lysosomal membrane. Gene Ontology annotation, biological process: L-cystine transport. The record is from RefSeq and is a predicted model, not a curated record.
UAUAAAAGAAUAAUAAAAUUUAUCAGAAUUAUUUUUAUUAUGCUAAAAACGUUGACGGUUGCAUUUUGACUUUAGUUUCUUGCUCACUGAAGUAGUGAAGUUGAAGAAAUCAGCAUAAAUGCAAACUUGAAACAGCCGGACAGAAGCCGCAAAAAUGUAUAAAUUGGGCUCCUGGGCUGAAGAUUUCGUAUCAAAAUUUUGAACCAUCAUUGGAAGACUUAACAUUCUCGAGUGAUUUGAAUACAGUCUUCUUUAGCUAACCUUUAAUAUAUGAAUGUGCAUAUUGUUUCACAGUUUUUUUUUUUCGACCGGACCGGGCCCCUGGCAGUACCAGCCACGUAGCUAGAUUUCUGUGUCUUUGAUGAAGUUAAAACAAUGCGAUAAUUAUUUUUACACCAAAACUUAAAAUUUAAAUGCUCUUGUUAGCUUGUUCUGUGCAGUUUUAGACCUCAUUUCUAUUUUCAAUAAUUAUAGAGUACAGAUUUUCUGCAAACAGGUUGUUCUCACAUCAAAUGAUCAAUCAAUUCAAUGCAUCUGUGUGUGCCGGUAGCUCUGAUUAUUCGCUUGAUCGUUAAGGCAAAAUGCAAUAAUUAUACUUAAUAAUGUAGAAAUUAAUGGUACGUAGUGACGACGCCAUGCGGUGACUGCAAAACAACCCUGUCAGGUGAACAAGAGUUAAAAAGUAUUGGGAACCUAGAGGGCCAGUAGAGGCUACAGUCUCUAGUCUAGAGACGCCAAUCAGUUCAAUGCGGCCGCUAAUUAUUAUCAGUACUCCGUAGAUGAAUAGGUAGUCUUAUCAACGAACAAACGAAAUCGAACUUAGUGUGUGUUACAGUGUUCAUAUCAUAUGACUGCUAAACGAACUCUGCAACGCCAGUGUCCUAAAGGCUAAAGUUUAUAUCAUUGCGAUUCGUCAGCAUAGAACAAACGUGGAUAAUUCUCGCAUUUUUCGAAAAUAUUCAAAAGUGUGAUUUGUGAAAUCGCAUAGCCUCAGAAUCAUGAAAAAGCGGUAUGAUACCAGCCUGAAUUUCCUACCGUUACUUGUCUUGAUUUUUCAUGCCAAUGCCGUUAAAACUGAUGGAAGUUCGGAGUUCAAGGUAAAGUUUUCUCCAAAUGAUUUAUCAUUUCCAGUUUCUCAAACGGAAACAAUUACCCUGCUCUUCUAUGGAUCAAAACAGAGUGAUACUAAUCUAACCUUCAGUUUUUCUGAAAGUGGUAUUCUUGAAGAAAUCCCCUCAAAGACCGUUCCUGCUGGCCUGAAUGAUAGCUUAUACAUUGUGUUGAAGCCAAGAAAUGUUGGUCACACUGUUGUAUUUAUUAACAGCACUGACAUGAUUGAUUUAUCCGAAGCUUAUGCUAGAGUGUCAAUAUCUCAUACGGACACUUUAGACUAUGUAAGUGAUGUUAUUGGAUGGCUCUACUUUGUUGCUUGGAGUAUCUCCUUCUACCCUCAAGUGAUAUUGAACUUCAAGAGAAGGAGUGUUAUUGGACUUCACUUUGAUUUUUUAGCAUUGAAUGUUGUGGGCUUUAUGUUCUACAGCAUUUUUAACAUCGCUCUCUUCUGGAGUCCUCUCAUCAAGGCACAAUAUUUUCAAAGACAUCCUUUUGGAGUCAAUCCUGUCCAGCUCAAUGAUGUCAUCUUUUCCAUUCAUGCAUUUUUUGCAUGUCUGGUUCAGGUGGUGCAAUGUCUGCUAUUUGACAGAGGAGACCAGAAAAUUUCUGCAGCAACUCGAGUGAUCCUUGUGACUAUUGUGGCUUUUUCUGUGUUUGCAGCCAUAUUCGUCUUUAUAUCCUCUGUUCAGUGGCUGGAUUUCCUGUAUUUUGUCUCUUAUGUGAAACUCUUCAUCACUCUCAUCAAAUACAUCCCACAGGCUUACUACAACUAUCGCCGGAAGAGCACCUCGGGCUGGAGUAUUGGCAACGUGUUGCUGGACUUCACAGGCGGCACGCUCUCCAUUGCCCAGAUGAUUAUCAUUGCAUACAACUACAAUGAUUGGACUUCCAUAUUUGGGGACCCCACCAAGUUUGGGUUAGGACUCUUCUCAAUGAUAUUUGAUGUGUUCUUUAUGGUGCAACAUUACAUAUUGUACCGCAACAGUCGCCAUGGGGUGACUCUGGUGAACUACCCUGAUCAAUCUCUGAGGGACUCAACUUCACCCCUAAUAACUGAUUCUGUGCAAAGCAGUUAUGGUGCUAUACAUUAGGUCCUGAUUUUUUGUGCCAAAUCAUAACCUGUUCUUAUAGUUUUUUUUAUGAAUUAGGUCGCAAAUAAUUUAGGUUUUAUUUAGCGUUGAUGCUGGACAAUCAGCUGUGUGUUGGUCGUAUAAAUAAGAUCAUCAUGAAAGAAUGAAUAUGAAUAUUUCACCUACCUUUUCUAUUGUCGGCUUUUAUAAGCCGCAUCUAAAAAUUGUUUUGUACGGGCGUGUAACAAUGUAUGUUGUAUGUCAUCAUGUUAGGUUAGGUCCUUGCUAAUUUUAACUAGUUCUAGGGCUAGAGUUUAUUUUUGUUUUAGAAGGGAGUCUGCACGGCAGUUUGUGAUUAUUGUCUAUUUAUUUUUGUUAAAUCAAUAAAUGUUGCUUGUAAAUUGGUACGGUAGUUUGUGAUCAUUGUGAAAUUUUGAUAUUUGCCUGUUCAUGUGGGUCAUCAUGUACGUGCAUUCAGACCUUUUAUGCGUGAUAUUUUAUGAUUGAGGCAUAGGUUUUUUUUCCAGUCAGUGGCUCUGGGCCUAUAAAAAUUUUUCAAAAACCAAUCAUAAAGAAUGAAUCUCAAACAAUACUACAUUUAGAAACAAUUUUUCUUCCUGAUUGUAGACUUUUAAGCAUUAUCUCUAUAAUUAGUGAUAUAUUAUUCUACAUGUCCAUUAUCUGCAACAGCUUCUAAUAACUUCUGGAGAGACGCUCCUGGCAUCUCAGAAAUUCUUGCUGAAUACUGUGCCAUAUUCGACAACGGAGACUUGAACGGACACUUAGGUAGUACCUACUGAAUUUUGAGAUUGAUAAUUUUUUGGAGGUCUCAAUGAUUUUUUUGCUCUUAGCAUAUCUUUUUGACGCUUUAUGUCUUCCUAUCUGUUAUCAAUGAACAAUAUUACCUAUCUCUGCAAUGAUAAGAGCUGAUUUUUCCUGGGCAGUGUAAUGAGAUGGUAGCUGUACUUAGGUUGACCCUUUGGCUCGUAACUUCACAUGUUUAAACGGUGCUUUGCUACUGUUGCAGAUGAAAUCUGUGUUAUCGUAUCAUAUCAGUGCAUUCAAACGUGUAUGUACACACAAAUAUUUAGAAUGAUCAAUCCGUUAACUUGUCAUGUAGUUCGUUGCUCCGUAUUUACUAUCAUUUUCAUUAAUGACUAGAUCCUCGAAGUAUUUUUCCCGCAAGUAGGACUAAUAUUUGUGUAAUAUUUAUAUGCUUCUGUAGUAUCUAUGUUUUAUAUGCUGACAUCAUUCCAAAGUACUCUUAUAAUUCAUCUAUAUUUUUAUAUAAUCGUAAUUUGUGCCUUACUCUAAUGUAUAACUGUUCGAUGUGAUGCUUAUUGACUUGUAAAUCGUUGACUUUUAAUUUCAUAUUUACAGAUUUUAUUGCGCGAGACGUUGCAACAAGAUUGCUUGCUGAAGUUUCUAAUCUUAUUGCAAAUAAAAUACGUACUGAAAAUAAUAUGGAAAUAUUUAAGAAAUUUCUACACGCUUAGUGCAUUCUAAGAUCAUUUUUUUCUAAUCAAAUGAAAAUAAUGGCAAUCAUGAUGACAUAUUAGU